CUCGGUCGCCGAUCACAGCCUCCUCCGGAAGUCCAUCAGCCACGAUGCAAGUACUGACGGUGCUGAGCUGCCUGCUGGCCGCCGCCAUGGCGAGGCCCGGCUUCCUGGGCGCCGCCCCCGGCUUCUUGGGCGCGGGCUACGCCGGACCUGCCGCCUACGGCGGCUACGCGGGCGCACACCACUUCGCGCCGGCCAACAUCGUGAUCGGGCCCGGCGGCGUGCCUUUCGACACCCCCGAGGUGGCGGCCGCUCGCAAGGCGCACCUCACCUACGUGGCCGAGACGCGCGCCCGCGACGCCGCCGUCAACGCCGCCGACGCCGCCAGCGGCGCCGCCUACGGGGGCUACGCCGGCGCCACCUACGCAGCCGCUGCUGCCGCUUCUGCUGGCUACGCUGGAGCUGGAGCCUACGGUCCCGCCGGCCUGGGCUACGCGGGAGCCGGUCUGGCCGCCCCCAGCAUCCUGGCGCUCAAGGCCGGUCACCACCUGGGCUGAGCCCCAGCCUUCCUGACCCUCCGAGACUGACCGACGGACGCGUGUAGCUAUUUAUGAAACACACCUCAUAUGUAUUUGUACAAAGUUAUUUAUGAAUAAAUGUAGUUUUUGCAAGUGAA
Messenger RNA from Schistocerca gregaria, 613 nucleotides. RefSeq names its product spidroin-1-like. The coding region runs from base 45 to 494 and encodes 149 amino acids. The record is from RefSeq and is a predicted model, not a curated record. NCBI's taxonomy places the organism in Eukaryota, Metazoa, Arthropoda, Insecta, Orthoptera, Acrididae. The transcript has 2 exons.